ACAUAAAAAGUUUUAAAAACACAAAAAAAUUAAUUAAUUAAUAUAGUUUUACUUUAAACGUAAGCGACAUCAACUGCUUUGAGCCAUUUUUUAUACACAAACUCAAAGCGCGGCCCAACAAAUAAUUAUACUACAAAUCCGAAUGCUUCCUAUGUACACGAGCCGAGCAGAAAUGAAGAUCUUUGCCACAAAUGUUGCUGUUGCCGGCGUGGCGGAGACGGCGGCUGCUGCUGCUGCUGCAACGACAGCAACAACAACAACGCAACAGCAGCAACAACAACAACGCGAAUAUCGUUGUAGCGCCCAGGUCAAAUUCAAUAAAUACAACAACAAGGCCAACAACGUGGUGCGGCAAACCAAAUACAACAACAACAACAGCAGCAGCAGCAGCAACAACAGCAACAGCAGCAACGCGGACAAUAAACAUGCCAAGCGCCAGCAACAACAGCAGCAGCAACAACAGCAACAGGUGCACUACAACAACAACAUGCACAACUUUACGCGCAAGAAAUAUUUUGGCAGCAACAACUACAAUUGCAACCAACAGCAGCAGCAGCAGCAGCAGCAGCAGCAGCAGCAACAGCAACAAGAAGCAACAGCAGCAGCAACAAAGCUGUCUAACAACAACAACAACAACGUGAUGAAAAAUCAAAAUAUUAUUGAAGAAAUAAGCUGCAAGCAUAGCAGCGACAGCAACAACAACAGCAGCAACAGCAGCAGCAGCAACGACGGCAACAACAACAGCAACAACAAUGUUGUUGUUGUCACAAAGCAGCAACAAAAAGCGAACAACAGCAACAACAACACCAAGAAACGCAACUCGCUGUCAUCUUCGGCAGAAUCGAGCAGCUCGUCGGCGUUUUAUCACAGCUGCUCCGAGUCAUCAACAACGCCGGCAGCCAACAACAACAGCAGCAACAACAGCAGCAACAAUGAUGACCGCCAACAACAACCGAGCACAGCAACAACAUUGGCAACUGCAGCAGCAACAGCAGCGGCAGCAACAAAGCAACAACCAACAGCAAACGCAUUGGCGCAACAACAGCAACAGCAACAGCAACAACAACAACAGCAACAGCAACAACCACAAAUGGACAACAGCAACAAGACGCAGAGGUCGAGACAACAACCGUUGUGCUUCUGGAAGACGAGCUAUCCACAACAGCCCACAAUGCAGCAGAAGGAAUAUUUCGCCCGCUUGCUACAGCAGCAGCUGGAGGCGGCGCUGGCCACGCAAAAGGAAACGGAGCUGGCUCUGGCAGCAACAGCAGCAGCAGCACCAACAUCAUCGGGAGCCGGAGGAGCAACAGGGGAUCAGCAGCAGCCGCAUUAUUAUCCAUAUUAUUACUCACAGCCCAAGCAGCUGACAAUUGCAUCGUUUCUGCAAAAGGAGCUGCUGCCCGAUGCGGACAAGGCCAACCAGCAACAGCAGCAGCAACAGCAACACCAACAGCAGCAGCAACACAAGCAACAGCAGCAAUCGGGCGCCUAUCAGCAGCGUUAUCGCAACGGCAACUAUAGCUACAACCACAACAACAACAACCACAACAACAACAACAACCACAACAACAACUAUCAACAACAGCAGCAGCAGACGCACACACAUCAUGCACAGCAGCAACAUCACAACAAUCACAUGCACAACACGCACUUUCGCCGCAACAAGAAGCUGCACUAUAGCAACAGCAACAACGGCAACGGCGGCAACAGCAGCAGCUGCACGCCAGCAACAGCUGCACAGAAUUCAAUUGAAAUUGUGCCCGCCAGCAAUUAUAAUGGCGCACAUCGGCGCAUGCAAAAUGUUGCUGUCGCUGGCGGUGCUGCUGCUCAAAUCAAUCAUGUUGCCGGCAAGAGCGGCUACUAUCAGCUGCAACAUCAGCAACACCAACAUCAGCAGCAGCAGCAGCAGCAACAUUAUCAUCAGCUAAUGUCUGGCAGUGGCACGCCCACAAGCGCCGAGCAUCAGAAUUUCUAUAAUCUGACCUAUGUGAAUGUGGACGUAGAUGUGCAGCCGCCGGCAGCGGCAGCAGCAAAAAAAGCAGCAGCAGCAGCAGCAGCUGCAGCGGCAGGGACAGCAGCAGCAACUGUUGCUGGCAUACAAAUGGCAGCAAAGUCCGUGCCAGCAGCAACAACAGCUGCAACGACAGCAGCAGCAACUGUUGCAGCUGCAGCCAAUCGCAACAACAUGUUUUUGCAGCCGCCGCCAGCGCUGCAAUUGGCCAUGCUGGCGCCAGGCAUAUUAUCGCCUGCGCCACUGACGCCGGAGGCGGUGGCUACCACGCCCACAAACAUGAUAAGCUGCGCGCAAUUGGACGAGGCGAUAACAGCAGCAGCAGCCAGCAGCACGGCCAACAGCACCAACAGCAGCAGCAACAGCAACAACAAGAAUGUGGAGCUCUCCGGCCUGAUGACUGUGCCCAGUCCCAGCUUUGCAGCGCUGCCGUUCAUGCUGCACCAACAACAACAACAACAACAACAACAGCAGCAACAGCAGCAACAGCAGCAGCAACAGUUGUUCCCAAACAAAGCACAACAGCAACAGCAGCAGCUCUUCUUUAGCUUUGGCGAUGGCUAUAACAAUGCCGCCGCCGGCGCCUGGUCACAUGCCAAUUCGCCUUGCUAUCCGGCGGCCGCUUUUGGUCCAAGCCCGAGCAGCAUUUCCAGCGGAUCAGGGCACAGUCGCAUUCCCUCGCAUCGCGCCGUCUCGCCCGCCUCGUCCACGUGCUCGCUGGCAAGCGAGUCGCAAUGGAGCAGUCGCAGUCGAUUGACGUCGUCGGAGCUGUUGUCCGUGUCGCCGACGCCGCCAGCCACGGGCACAGGCACCGUCACGGGCAACGGGCCCGCUGCCAUGCCAGCACCGAGUCAACAGCUGUCGCCACAUCUGGUAGGAUCGCCGCAUAUGCCCGGCAUUGCGAAUGGCUUGCAUGCAUUGUUGCCGUUUGGUAUACCGCCGCCGCCGGCACCAGCAGCGCCGCCGCCGCCGCCACCGACGGGCACACACAAUCUGCCCGUGAACGGGGCAUAUCCGCAUUAUUGUGGGCCCAAUUGCGGAUGCGGCGGCAGCGCAGCCUGGCCGGCAUCCUGGUAUGAGCUGAUCUUGCCGCCGGAUCGCUAUCUGGACCAUGCACGCAACGUGGAGCUGACCAUGCAGCCGGAGCAACUGAUCUGUCAUUGCAAAUACGACAAUCUGUCGCUGGACAUAUGGAAACGGUUUCGUGGCGCACAGCAGACGCACGCCAAGUUCAAGCUGAAGAUGCGUCUGUGGCGUUAUCUGUUCAUCGGCAUAAAUCAGCUGAUGUUCUCGCGCUAUCGCAUCUGUUUGGUCGGGUCGACCAUAACCGGCUUUGGCACGGACUCCUCGGACAUCGAUAUGUGCCUGUUGCCGGAGCAGCAAACGCAUCAGCAACAGCAGCAGCAUCAUUAUCACAACGAGCUGCGCGCCGAGGCACUCAUGAUACUCAAUCUGUUCAAUGCUGUCCUCAAGGAAAUGGAAGCUUUUCAGGAUUUCAAUUUAAUUGAGGCACGCGUCCCGAUCCUGCGUUUCAAGGAUCGCAUCAACGGCAUCGAAGUCGAUCUCAACUAUAACAAUUGUGUCGGCAUCAAAAACACAUAUUUGCUGCAAUUGUACGCGCAGUUGGACUGGCGCACCCGGCCGCUUGUCGUUAUUGUCAAGCUGUGGGCGCAAUAUCACGAUAUAAACGAUGCCAAACGGAUGACCGUGUCGAGCUACUCGCUGGUGCUGAUGGUGCUCCAUUAUUUGCAGUAUGGCUGUGUGCCGCACGUGCUGCCCUGCCUGCAGGCGCUGUACCCAGAGAAGUUCAAUUUGGGGCAGCAGGAAUGCCUCGAUCUCGAUCUGAUAGAGCCCAUCGAGCCGUACCAGACGCACAAUACACAGACCCUGGGCGAGCAUCUGUUGGGCUUCUUCAAGUACUACAGCAACUUUGACUAUCGGAACAAUGCCAUAUCGAUACGAACCGGCGGUAUUUUGCCCGUCAGCGCCUGCCGUCUGGCCAAGAGCCCCAAGAACGACGUGCACCAGUGGAAGGAGCUGAAUAUUGAGGAACCCUUCGAUCUGUCCAAUACGGCGCGCUCCGUCUACGACUUUGCGACCUUUGAGCGUGUCAAGGCGAUAUUUGUGUCGACGGCGCGUCGACUGGAGCACACAUUGGACUUGGCCUCCAUCUUUACGCCCAUCCAUUACACCCAACGCCCAACGCCCAUGCACCAUCAGCCCCUCCUGCAUCUCCAUCCGCAUCCCGCCCACAACAAUCAUCCAUCAGCCCAUCAGCAUCUGCUGCACGCCCGCAACUCCGCCACGACGGCGCCAUCCAAACUGGUCACAGCGGGCAGCUAUGCGGCGCCGCCUGCCUCGCAUCUGGUUUAGGCGUUAAGCCACAUCGUAUGUGUGCGGCAUCUCUGGAUGAUAUGCCUGCUUGUCAUUGAGCCGGGCAUUUCAUACAAUCCACAGACCUCACUCGCAAAUGCAAACAUAUUCAUCAAAAUGAAAAUCGAUAUAUAUAUAUAUACAUAAAAAAGAUAAUUAUUGUUAAACCCUUUGGCUACAAGUUUUCCAGUGCAUUUUGUAAAUUCAAAUUCAAUCACACUGAGUUUGGAUACCCUUUCAUAUCUCAACUACAUAUACACACAUAUAUAUAUAUAUAAAUAAUUCUUGUCCAAUGUUCGCUAUUUAAAUUAUAUCAAAUCGUAGCCCCGCCCCACCCCGUCAAUGUAAUUGUUAAGUUUCUUUUUCUUCUAUUUUUUUUUUUUUUUUUGUAAGCUUGCCAAUUAUUUUUCCACAUGCAUUUCCCAUUGGGCAUGCAUUUUGCUAAAGCUUUUAAGACAGUUAGUAAAUCGAAUCCUGAAAUGUGAAAAAUGUGUUAAUAAGCGUAAGAGCUGCAGAGAUGGAAAACCCAACCAUAUACAGAAUGCAACCCAACCAAUGUCUUAAUUAUAUUAAUCCACACGAAAAAUACAAAAAAAAAAAAAAUAAAAUAAAAAGAAAAUGCAACUUUCGCUUAAAAAUUGUUCAUUUGUUUUGCAAAAUUAAA
This is a messenger RNA of Drosophila virilis, 5048 nucleotides long. It is a transcript of the gene wisp, whose product is annotated as wispy. Gene Ontology annotation, molecular function: poly(A) RNA polymerase activity. NCBI's taxonomy places the organism in Eukaryota, Metazoa, Arthropoda, Insecta, Diptera, Drosophilidae. The record is from RefSeq and is a predicted model, not a curated record.